AUGCGAUUCGGAAGCACUCUCCGCCAGUCGAUUUAUGCGCCAUGGAAGGAGAAGUACAUUGACUACAGCAAGCUCAAGGGUUUGCUCCGCGAGGACCGCCACGACAAGGACAACAAACCAUGGACCGAAGACGACGAGAACCGAUUUUGCGAUGAAAUAUUCAACGUCCAGCUGGAGAAGGUUGCCCAGUUCCAGCAGCAAAAGUUUGACGCGCUGAAGCAGCGAGUCGACGGCCUCUUCGAGAAGCUCAAAGAGCUAGCUCCCGUAGCAGGCGACAAUGCUGCGUCGGCCGGCAUCUCUUCCUCCCGCCUCAAGGACCUCGAGGCUGAGCUCGACGAGAUCCUCAAGGAGGUCAUGGAGCUCAAGAAGUUCAGCAAUGUCAACUACACUGGGUUCCUCAAAAUCAUCAAGAAGCAUGAUCGCAAGAGAGGUGACAGGUACAGGGUCCGUCCCAUGAUGCAGCUGAGCCUUUCCCAGCGGCCCUUCAACUCUGAACAGGGAUACGAGUCUCUUCUGAACAAGAUGUCUCUCAUGUACUUUGCUAUCCGCCAACAGCUUGAGGAACACGAGCCCAUUCCCAAGGGCCUAGACACCCAAGGCGAGACACACAACGGAGAGAGAUAUACUGCACAAAAGUUCUGGGUGCACCCUGAUAACCUGCUCGAGGUCAAGGCCUCGAUUCUUAGACAUCUCCCAGCUCUCAUCUACAGCGAGCAGGCCUCUAGGGAGCUCGAUUCUAAUGACUCCCCCGCGACGACAUCUCUAUAUUUCGACAACCAGGAUUUCGAGCUGUAUAAGGAAAAGGUAGAUCGACAGUCUGCGCCGUCAUCUCUUCGCCUUCGUUGGUAUGGCCAGCUGAGCCAACGGCCAGAGAUUCUCAUGGAGCUGAAGAAGAUCAACGCCAAUGGCACUAGUGAAGAGUCCAAAUUCUCUAUCAAGUCUAAAUGGGUGAAGCCCUUCCUCGAUGGUGAGUAUGAGAUGGAAAAGACUGUACAGAAGAUGGAACGUCAAGGCAUUCCAGAGAGCGAGAUCGAGGACUUUAAGACAACCGUCGGUAAGAUGAGAGGUUUCUUGCAAGAGAAGAAGCUCUCACCUGUGCUGAGGGCUAACUACGUCCGAACGGCCUUCCAGAGGCCUGCGGAUGAUCGUAUUCGAAUUUCCCUCGACAGCGACCUUGCUUUCAUUCGUGAGGAUACGCUUGAUAGGGACCGUCCUUGUCGCAACCCCGACGACUGGCACCGCACAGAUAUCGAUGACAGCAACAUGGGCUACCCGUUCAAGAACAUCAAUCAGAGCGAAGUUAACAAGUUUCCUUAUGCUGUGCUUGAGAUCAAGCUCAAGGACAAUGGCUUCAAGAAGCAGCCUGUAUGGAUCGAUGACCUUGUGUCCUCCCAUCUGGUCCACCCCGUUCCACGAUUUUCCAAGUUUGUCCAUGGUGUGGCCUCCCUCUUUGAGGAUUACGUCAACACUCUGCCUUUCUGGCUGGGCGACUUGGAAACCGACAUCCGCAAGGAUCCCGAGAAGACUUUCGAAGAGGAGGAGCAGCGUCGUGCUCAGCGGGCGGACGAUGCUAUGGCUGUUGGCAGUCUGAUGGGGGGCAAGUCAGGAUCGUACAAGGCUGGAAAGAGCUCCCCUAUCGCAAAGUCAUAUCUUGCUGAACGGGCGGCGGCUGAUAAGCGUCAAUCCAUGCAGUCUGUGCAAUCCGUAGCUAAGAGCAAGAGAAGCAGCUUCCAGCCAACCAUCGACGAAGUCGGCGAGUCAAGCUUCAGCAAUCAGCAGCAAGGCUAUGGGACCUUGUCAUCUGUUGUUCCCAGCUUCUCUCUGUCCAAGUAUGCCAAGUCUCAAAGACUUCGCGAAGCUCAGCUCCCCGAAGGCGUCGUCGAGCCCGCGGAAUGGAUUAAGAAUGCUGGAGAGCUCAAGAUUGAACCCAAGGUCUGGUUGGCGAACGAGCGAACCUUUCUCAAGUGGCAGCAUAUCUGCAUUCUUCAGGGCACUGUGGCCCUGGCUCUGUACACUGCUGCGGGUGAAGAUUUGGUUGCUGAAGUCAUGGGAGUCGUCUAUAUUCUGAUUGCUGCCUUUGCCGGAGCCUGGGGCUACUGGAUGCUGCACACCCGCCGAAUCAUGAUUAUGGAGCGUAGCGGCAAGGAUUUUGACAAUAUGGUUGGCCCUAUUGUCAUAAGUAUCGCACUUAUGGUCGCCCUGAUUAUCAAUUUCUUCUUUGCGUAUCAGAAAGCGUUUGACCGUUCCCACGGUGGCCAUUCGAAUCAAACUAUUGCCAUCGUUGACGAGCUCCUCUGA
Molecule: messenger RNA, 2298 nt
Organism: Clonostachys rhizophaga
Lineage: Eukaryota; Fungi; Ascomycota; Sordariomycetes; Hypocreales; Bionectriaceae
Source: the annotation of a GenBank genome assembly